Molecule: messenger RNA, 270 nt
Organism: Botrytis deweyae
Lineage: Eukaryota; Fungi; Ascomycota; Leotiomycetes; Helotiales; Sclerotiniaceae
Exons: 2
Coding region: 1-270 (89 amino acids)
Source: RefSeq, a predicted model, not a curated record
AUGCAAUCUACCUCUCUAGCACCGACGCAUCUUGUACUAUUGAAAAGAGGACGCAUGUACCUCUUCUUCUUCUUACUACCUACUCCGUAUACCACCCACGCUUCCCGGGACUGCCCGCCUCCUUCACUAGUAGGUGAGCCAAAAGAAAAGAAAGAAAAAAGAAAAAAAGAAGAAAGAAUCGGGCAAGACCAACAAAGAUCAAGACCCAUUGGCACCAAUCAGCAUGGUGGAAAUCCGUCUAAGAAACAUCCAAGUCUAACCGCUGCCUGA